AUGGACAUGCGAACGUUCGAGCCUAGCAGAACAAUAUUUUUAGCAUUUGAAAGCGUUCGAAGGAAACGUAUGAUAUCAAACAUCCAGUAUACAGAUAGGCGUUACAAUCCACGCGAAAGUGCAUCUGCCUUCUCGAAUUUGAUACGCACUAUUAUGCUUGAAGAAUUGAUGAACUAUUAUUUCAGUCAUACAAAUUAUGAUUUAAUAAAUUUCGCUAAAGAAUAUUUUAUUCAUUAUUUAGCAUAUUAUUUUAAAAAUACUGUUAGGCAUAGAGGCCAAAUUAUAAUAGAAUUCCAGACAUUUGAAAAUGUGUUAAAAUUUUACCAACAAGAAGUAUUUAAUAUUAAAUUGAAAAAUUAUGAAUAUUUCAAUGAUUGUAUGUCAUUAUUUGUAUCAUUAGCUUACGUAACAAGAAUGGUAUUAAUUUCUGAUCUAGGUGAUGAUCAUGAGACUAACCAUCACUUACGUUUUGUUCAUCCAAAUAAAGAUGAAGUUUUACAAAGUGUACAAUUUCGACCUAAUAGCAAUGAAAUAGACUUUUGUUUGAAAAUUAUUGAUCAAGAUUAUCAUAAAUCCAUACUACUACGUAUUUCUGCAAUACGUAGUAUGAAUUUACAGGAAGAAGGAUACAUUAUAUUCGGUGCCGUACAAUAA
Messenger RNA from Didymodactylos carnosus, 654 nucleotides. Lineage: Eukaryota; Metazoa; Rotifera; Eurotatoria; Philodinida; Philodinidae. The record is from the annotation of a GenBank genome assembly.